Messenger RNA from Lobosporangium transversale, 1143 nucleotides. RefSeq names its product kinase-like domain-containing protein. NCBI's taxonomy places the organism in Eukaryota, Fungi, Mortierellomycota, Mortierellomycetes, Mortierellales, Mortierellaceae. Gene Ontology annotation, biological process: protein phosphorylation. The coding region runs from base 1 to 1143 and encodes 380 amino acids. Gene Ontology annotation, molecular function: ATP binding; protein kinase activity. The record is from RefSeq and is a predicted model, not a curated record. The transcript is spliced from 9 exons.
AUGACACCCAAGCAUAUCUCGCACGUGGGUGUGCCCAAGGGAUUUCAGACGAUUGAGCGGCAUUUGGAUGAGGGGCUUGAGAACGAGACUGAGGAAACAUUGAAUCUACGAAUCAAGGCAGACAUUGUAGUAAUGUGCCAGGAUCGAGGUUUGCCCACAGAUGGAGAAAAGAAGGACCUGAUCAAGCGUUUGUUGAACUGGCAAAAUACAAAACCGGUUCCAGGACCAUCAACUCCUACGCUUUGUUGUCCUGACCCCCCUGCAAUUGUGAAAAAGCUACCAAUCAACACAAUCUAUCUCAAUUCCUUAUUAAUGGACGCUAAUUUUCAAGGUGAAAUUACUUUUGACCAGCUCCAGAUUGGUCGCAAAUUGGGCUCAGGCGGCUUUAAAGACUGCUAUGCAGGGAAAUAUAUGGGUGAGGAUGUGGCGAUCGGAGAGUUGCGUGUUCAAAACUUUACAGAGCUCGACAUCAUGGAAAUGAAGCACGAAAUCGAUGUUCUCAAGCAACUGCGGCACGAAAACGUCGUCCGUUUUGUAGGUGUUUGCACAAACGUGCGACAUCUUUGCAUUGUGACAGAGCUCUGCGAGCAUGGAGACUUGUAUGAUUAUAUGCGCAGGACCAAAAAACCUUCAUUUGGACGCAUGAUUAUGUAUAUGCACGACAUUGCUCUUGCAUGCUCAUAUCUCCACACACGUCGCCCUAGCAUCAUUCAUAGAGACUUGAAAUCCAUGAAUAUCUUGAUCUCAUCAGAUGAUCGAGCUAAGAUUAAUGAUUUUGGUCUAGCACGUAUCCGACCUCGUCCUAAUGCAUCAAUGCAUACACAAUGUGGAACACCCAAUUGGCAAGCACCCGAGUUUUGGACGUCUAAACCACGAUACACUGAAAAAGUAGAUGUUUAUGCCUGUGGAUUGAUCUUCUGGGAGAUCUUGUCUUGGGCCGAAUUAGGUUAUCCCUAUCACAACUUGACAGAGCAUCAGUUGUAUGAAGCUGUCAGGGAUAAGGAGGUUAGACCACCUUUAGAUCGGUUGCGAAAGUAUCCUCAAUCACUUUUGAUAUUGAUCCAGGAUAUGUGGCGUAAGGACCCAAGGAGGAGACCUAGUAUGUCUUAUGUGGUUGAUCGUUUGGCAGAAUAUCUCCAAUAG